Molecule: messenger RNA, 6260 nt
Organism: Sesamum indicum (sesame)
Lineage: Eukaryota; Viridiplantae; Streptophyta; Magnoliopsida; Lamiales; Pedaliaceae
Source: RefSeq, a predicted model, not a curated record
AAGAAAUCCGUCAUUCGGAUGGUGCCCUAAAGGAAAAGACAAGGGAGACAAAGGCACGUACCCAAACAGAACUCUUCCUUGAAGGCUUUGGUCUUGGCUUUGCCCAUCUUCGAUUCUUCUCCCGAUCACGACUCGGAGUCAGCAAACCACCGGAGAAGACAAGACUGGAGAAUUUCAGAUGAUUGAAUUUCGAGGGCCGACGCUGCCGUACUGUACUUCCCAAUAUAAAUUAAAAGUAACUUGUGAUCCAAAUUUUCCUUUGACCCAGUAAUAUACAAUAAUUUUCGCCGCCUGGUAUCACAGGCGGGGAUAGCUCAGUUGGGAGAGCGUCAGACUGAAGAUCUGAAGGUCGCGUGUUCGAUCCACGCUCACCGCAUAAAAUAUUCAUCUUUUUUAUCAUUCGUCUUCUACCAAUUCUUUUUUACUUCUUAAACCCCUCUACAAUGCAAAACCUUCAGCACACCAUACCUCGCUACCUUGUCCUUGUCCGCGGAAACUUGUAGCCGCGGCCAUGAGAGUGUCGGAGCAAAGUCAGUGGCAGCUCCUCCCUCAGCAGUAUCUUGGAGAAAUCUCAGCUCUCUGUUUCCUCCGUCUUCCCGCUUAUCUCUGUUCUCUCCCUCUCCUCCUCGCUGGUACUGGUUCGCAGAUUCUGGUGUAUGAUUUGGUGAGUGGAAAAAUAAUAAGGUUGUUUCCAGUCUUUGAAGGGAUUCGUGUCCAUGGGAUCUCUGUGGAGCAUUUUCACAAACCGCUGCCGGGUUCUGCUCUUGCUUUCCGGAUUGCUGUCUUUGGGGAAAGGAGAGUGAAACUUUUUAACUUGCAAAUUGAAUCUGAUAGCUUACAGAAACCUUUUCUGGAUACGGGAUUGACUCUUAUCCACUCGCUGCCCAAAUUUGGCCAUUGGGUUUUGGAUGUUUGCUUCUUGAAGUUGAACGGUGCAACUUCAAAUGAGGAUGCGUGUCAUCUUGCCAUUGGAUGUAGCGACAAUUCCAUAUACUUCUGGGAUAUUUUGAGAUGUGACAUAUUUUCUGAAGUUAAAUGUGCAGAGAGGUGCCUAUUAUACUCCAUGAGGAUGUUGGGAAAUGAUAUUGAAUCUCUCCGCAUUGCAUCUGGUACUAUCUUCAAUGAGAUUGUUGUUUGGAAAGUGGUUCAUCAGAAUCAUUCUACAAGGCUUAGUAGUAAUGAGGAAGACCAUGUACCAUUAACUAGUAAUGAGAACUUUAUUCCUGGUUCCAAGUACAAGGAUGCUCUUAUAAGUAGGCUUGUAGGCCAUGAAGGUUCAGUGUUCCGCAUCGCGUGGUUCUCUAACGGAAUGAAGCUUGUCACUGUUUCUGAUGAUCGUAGUGCUCGUAUUUGGGAGGUUCAGGCUGACAAAGGAGUUUCAUGCAAGGAUAGGGUCAAUCACUUGGCAGGCCCUGUUCUAUUUGGACACAGUGCCAGAAUUUGGGACUGCUGUAUAUAUGACUCUCUAAUUAUCACUGCCGGUGAGGACUGUACAUGCCGUGUUUGGGAUCAUGAUGGCAGAGAACUUAAUGUGAUCAAGGAGCACAUUGGGAGGGGUGUAUGGCGAUGUUUGUAUGAUCCCUGCUCUUCACUUCUUGUCACUGCUGGUUUUGAUUCUGCGAUAAAGCUUCACCAGAUUUAUACAUCUUCUAAGGAAUUAGAAGAAACCACUGUGUCUGAAGAUUUCAGUGACAGAAAGGAACUUUUUGCUCUUUCUUUACCCAAUUUGUCAGGGCGUGGUGGGCUCAUGGACAGCAAAAGUGAAUAUGUCCGCUGUGUACACUUCUCACGUGAAGAUUCUCUAUAUGUGGCUACCAACAAUGGCUACUUGUACCAUGCAAGUCUAUUUAAUAGUGAGGCCGUGAAAUGGACGGAACUUGCCCGCAUCAGUGUGGAAGCACCAAUCAUUUGUAUGGACUUAUUGUCAAAAUUUUCCUACCCCUCUGGUGGACUUGAAGAUUGGAUUGCUGUUGGAGAUGGUAAAGGGAGAAUGACAAUCAUCCUAGUUGUUGGAACUGGUGGGAGCCCCAAGGUUGAAUUUACUUUCACUUGGGCAGCUGAAAAGGAGAGGCAUCUCUUGGGCGCUUAUUGGUGCAAGUCACUGGAAAAUAGGUUCAUCUUCACUUCUGAUCCUUGUGGCAGAUUGAAGCUAUGGAAGUUAUGCGACAAUUUGCAUUCUGCUUCUCUCAUUGGUAGAGGAAGCUCUGAUGUAUCCUUAAUUGCAGAAUAUGCUUCAUGCUUUGGAAUGCGGAUAAUGUGUGUGGAUGCUUCAUUUGAUGCAGAGUUGCUGGUAUGUGGGGAUAUUCGUGGUAAUCUCCUACUAUUUUCUUUGCCAAGAGGGCUACUCUGCGCUACUGUUGUUGCUGCAGAAGUAAAAGAAUAUCCAGUGAAUUAUUUCAAAGGUGCUCAUGGAGUAUCCAGUGUGAGCAGUGUUUCUAUUUGUAGUCCUUCUGAUCAAGUUGAAAUACGCUCGACGGGAGCAGAUGGAUGCAUAUGCUACUUGCAGCACAACAGAGAUAUGCUUAAUUUGGAAUUUAUAGGGAUGAAGCAAGUAAAAGAAUUAAGUGCAAUCCGGUCUGUCUUCACCACCACUGACCAUUCUGAUGAUUCUGCUGUUGGAAACUAUGCAGUUGGUUUUGCAUCAGCAAAUUUCAUAAUAUGGAAUUUAACUACAGGGACAAAGGUGCUAGACAUUACAUGUGGUGGUUGGCGACGUCCUCAUUCAUAUUAUCUUGGUGACUUGCCAGAGAUGAUGAACUGUUUUUCUUUUGUUAAGGAUGAUGUCAUAUAUAUUCAUAGGCACUGGGUACCAGAAAGUGAUAGGCAGAUAUAUCCUCGGAAUCUGCAUGUGCAGUUUCAUGGCAGGGAGGUACAUUCCCUAUGCUUUAUCUGUGGAGAUUCAUUGUGUAGUUCAGAUGAAGAUCAGGGAUUGGUUUCUGGAUCUAGUUGGAUUGCAACUGGUUGUGAAGAUGGAACCGUCCGAUUAACUAGGUAUAAACCAGGCAUGGAGAAUUGGCUGUCUUCCCAACAUCUCGGGGAACAUGUUGGUGGAUCUGCUGUACGAUCAGUAUGCUCUGUGUCAAAGAUGCAUAUAUUUGUGCCUGAAUCCAGUGGCAUGCCUAAUGUAGUCUAUAGACAAAAUGGAACCUUCGAGGAUAGAGAUCCUUUUAUUUUGAUAUCUGUUGGAGCAAAACGGGUUGUUACUGCAUGGAAACAAAUGAUUAUCAUGAGCAACAAAGGAGUGGACUCUGUGUGCAGAGAGACAGACAAGAAAAAUGAAAAUAACAUGACAGGUCCAUCUACUGAGACCAUGCCUUCAUUCUCUUUCCAGUGGCUCUCCACUGAUAUGCCAUUCAAACACACUAGUUAUGUGAAAAGAAAAUACACCAAAGAAGUCCUUGAAACAGAUGAAGAUCUUAGCACGAGAACAUCAGAUUCUGUUCCUAUUGAACUGCUUUCUUCAAGGUGCAGGAAGAAGGAAGCAAACUUGUGUCCAGAAGAUGAUCUUGAAAAUGACUGGAGAUACCUAGAUGUUACUGCUUUUCUUGUUAAAGAAUAUGGCUCAAGGAUAUCUGUCUGUUUUGUUAUUGUUGCUUGUUCAGAUGCUACAGUCACACUGAGGGCUCUUGUGUUGCCUUUCCGGCUUUGGUGCGAUGUUGCCUUAUUGGCUCCCUUGUCAUCACCUGUGCUAGCUCUGCAGCAUGUUGUCAUUCCUAAGGUUUUGCCAUCUAAUGGAAACAUACAAACUGGAAGUCUUUACUUGGCAAUUACUGGAUCUACUGAUGGAAGUAUUGGAAUCUGGGAUCUGACCAAAUGUGUUGAAAACUUUAUGCGGCAAAUAUCAGGCCUUCAAAUGGAAAACUGCAUGGAAUUACAGAAACGGCCACGCACUGGUAGAGGAAGCCAAGGGGGGCGAUGGUGGCGGUCUAUAGGCAGUCACAGUGCAAAGAAGAAACCACACAAUAGCGAUUUGAUUGGAAAAACUCAAACUGGUUUAUACUAUGUUGGAAGAACAGAAUCUGACAAUAAAAUGGAAAACCAUGUGCAAGGAACAUUUGAAACAUCUCUUUCUGGAAAAAGUAAUGCUCAGGUUCCUUUCCAAGUCGACAAUCAGGCUUCAUUUGUUUCCGUAAGAAAAAAGGAUGAUUUAUCACCAGAAGCUAGUGUAUUGGUAGCUAUGCAUGUCUUAGGUAAUGUACACCAGUCUGGGGUCAAUUGCCUUAAUGUCUCAGAUGUUCAGGACCUUAGAUCAGCUGACUCUAGGUUCUCCUUCUAUGUUAUAAGUGGAGGCGACGAUCAGGCAAUUAAUUGUCUCCGAUGUGAUUUGAAAAUAAAUCCUGUGCUAGAGACCUGUCCGAAUAUGUCCAUGAAAAUUCAUUGCACCACUCUGCCAGUGGCUGCAAACAACUACAAUGGCCAUUGUCUGAUCAAAAACCAUCAGAUGCAGUUCUAUAAUGUGGAUAAAAUCAUCUCGGCUCACAGCUCUGCUGUCAAAGGAGUAUGGACGGAUGGGAUUUGGGUUUUCUCUGUUGGUCUUGAUCAGCGUGUCCGGUGUUGGAAACUUGGUAAUGAUAGAUUAUCUGAGUUUGCCCAUUUAAUCAUUAGUGUGCCGGAGCCAGAAGCAUUGGAUGUUAGAACCUGUGGCAGAAAUCAUUAUCAGAUUGCAGUUGCUGGAAGAGGGAUGCAGAUGAUUGAAUUCUGCCCAUCCAAUGGGAUGAGUAGUGUAAAAUAGAAGCUUCUUUCUGGGGAAUUUCUAAUAUGUGGGCUAGAUCAUUAUUGUAAGAGAUUCUACCCUCUUUUAAACAAUGAACGAUCUGCUCUUUUGGUAAAGUUCAGAAUUUUGUUGGCUGUGUUCUUGUAUUUUCUAGCAAAAUUCAAGGCAUGUUCUUUGUCCAAGAUGACCUUAUUCGCUGUUAUCUCUCUCUCUGUUUUCUUUCCUUGACAUGCAGUUAUCUAGGGUCCCUCUCUCUCUCUCUCUGUUUUCUUUCCUUGACAUGCAGUUAUCUAGGGUCCCAGUGAAGGUUUUAGUUAUAGGAAAUGCUGAAUUCUAUCAAUUCAUUGAAAUUGCUGAUGCAGUUUACCUUUACUAUGUUCACCUUGUAGUUGUGUUUUAAUACCACAGUAAUCUAUACUGUACUGCUUUAAAUUGCUCCUGUUUCUUGGUGGUCAUUUUAAGCAUGAAACAAAUAAGCUGUAAUAUGAACUGCCAGUAUUUGGGAAUCAAUGUUUAAUAUUUUCAUGCUCAUAUAAAAGAGACAACUCUAAUUGCAGAUAAGAAGUUGUUACAGAACCCGUUCCUCUUUAUGCACUAUUUAAUAAUAUAUGUAUUGGGUAUCAAUUCUCGUGAAGUAGUUCUGCUACAUUUUCUGUUAUUUCCAUUUGGUGCAAUUAACAGUUAGUGACACAACUAUAAAGGCAAACAAAUCUUCUAUUUUGACUUUGCUUCCUAAGUCAUCCUUGGCUGAAUACCUGCGGCGGAAGGAAUUAACUUGAAAGGCUAGAAACCUCUUGUACAAGGAUCAAUCAAGUUAUUGCUCUCACCAUGGUUGCAGAGUUAUAAUUGCAACGGUGCACAUGGAAAGCAACUGGUUUCCAAAUAUGUUCACCAUGAUCUGGGCCUUGCGUUGAGGAUGAUUUGGAAUCAGUAGCAUUCUUAGUGUGGAGUUUGGGUAGAGUGCACUCGAUGAUAGCCCCAUUGAGCGGCCAAUGCUUGGAGAUCAGAUGGAGAGCCCCCAAGUGGGUGUUUGUGAGAGGAGAGAGGAUCCAAUGGAUGUGUGAGGGUUUUACAUUUUAUAAUUGAAGCCUUGAAAUUGAAUGUGAAUUGAGGCUGACGAGCCAUCUCCUAUAACUGGACCAAGAGUUUUGCAUGUCCCCAAGCUUUUGGAAGUUGGUCACCUUCGAAUGGGUUUAUGCACAUCUCUUUUUGUAGUAUUUGCUUCCAAUGUUGGGUGGCAGACCAAAACUCAAGUGCCGACUGCUACUGGCCAAUUUUGGAGAUGGGGUGAGCUGGUGUCUGGUUUUAUGAUUUAGCAUAUAAUUACAUAUACUCAUUAAAAUCCCAGAAGAUGUUGGUCUGGUCUGAAAUCCAAGGAGUAGAUGUUCAGAGUUGUUUUCUGAGCGCAACUGUAGGAGUUUGUGUUUUACAACUCCUUUUGUUUUGUGAAGCUAAUUAGAUAUGGGGCACGCCGCACAAGUGCUGUUACUCUGUAUAUAUUGAUUCUCUGACGACGACUAGGAAAAUUAUCCACUUCCCUCAAUUA